AUGGCACUUCGUCCUUCCACUGCUCCGCAGCGUGUCCCUCUACCGUCUCCUCCUGCGUCCUCCCUUCCUGCCCUUGCUGACCCGGAGUCUGACUCCCUUCGUGCUGCUAGUCCUACUGUCACGCGUCUCCUGACCACUGUUGUCACUGACCCUUCCUUUGAGUCUACUGCUACCACGGACGUCCUUGAGGACAGGCAGGAGGAGUUCCAGCGCUUUGCUGCUGCUUUACCUCAUCUCGUGUCCAUGUUGAUUGCCCCUGAGGGAGACCCGGAUGCACCAGACAUCCCGACCCCGCGCUCUUACGCAGAGGCGAUAGAGGGUCCUUACUCCUCUCAGUGGCAGACACCCAUGGACGCAGAGAUGGCUUCCUGGAAGUCCACAGGCACCUACGUCGACGAGGUUCCCCCACGUGGGGCGAACAUUGUCGAUGACAUGUGGAUUUUCAGGGUGAAGCGGCCGCCGGGUUCUCCGCCUGUCUUCAAGGCGCGUUACGUGGCUCGAGGCUUCAGUCAGCGGCAGGGAGUUGACUACUUUCAGACCUUCUCUCCCACCCCGAAGAUGACCACUCUUCGGGUUCUGCUACACGUUGCCGCUCAGCGUGACUACGAGCUUCACUCUCUUGACUUCAGCACAGCCUUCCUAGAGGGCAGCCUGCACGAGAUCUAG
Messenger RNA from Closterium sp. Naga37s-1, 666 nucleotides. Lineage: Eukaryota; Viridiplantae; Streptophyta; Zygnematophyceae; Desmidiales; Closteriaceae. The record is from the annotation of a GenBank genome assembly.